CAGUGCUCAUAUUUAAUAGUGUUUUUCUACAUCGUUCAACAUUUUUUAAAUUUCGUGUCGUUAAUGCGAUUUAUUUUAAGUGCUUAAGUGAUUUGAAAUCCGAGCGAAAUUAGUGUAAUUAAAGACACAAUUGUGAAAAGUGAUCGCGUUAUCAAAUGCGUUAACCGAGUUGCAAAAAACGACAAAUCCUCCUUUUUCUCAUGCACAGUUUAAACGUUGCCAAAUUGGUCACUGCCUUUUCAAUGGAGGUUGCUUGGGCAAUUUUCUGCAUUGGAUGUCUUUUCGAUACUGUUUCGACAUCUGAACCAAAUCAGUCGUUACGGAAAUUGAAGGCGAUCGAGGAAAAGCUGAGUGAUGGCAGUCAGUUGAUUUACGAGACGAGGAGCGCUAUAUCAUCAGAUACAGUCAGUAAGCACCAAGUUAUGGCCUCGGUUGAGGCGAGAUCUCAAUCUAAAUAUUUUGAUUCCUUCGGUAAUUCGUCAGAAUUCAACAAGAUGUUCCAUGUCAGUGCAGACAAAAAUCGUCCAAGAGGCGCUUGUUUCAAGGCUGUCGACUGGCGAGCGGAAAGUUUUAUGGCGUGUCCGGUAGAAUAUUUCUCAAUUUUUGGCUUUCAACAGCAUUUACAUAUACUUCAUAGACAUUCAAAUAGAAGUAAUUUUACUCUCAUCCAAAUCAUUCAUGAGAUGCAGGAAAGCAAGAUUCAGGAUGCUGAUUUUGUCGUACAUUCAAACCAGCUUUUCCUUCUAGUUGCGUAUUUCUCAGAUGCAUCCCGUCUGACAAUUUACAGGUGGACCCAUCCGCACUUUUACAAGGAAGCAGAGGAAGCUGUUACGUCUCCUAAACAAUUAUUAUCAAUUGAUAAUGCAGGUCAUGUGACAAUAGUCUUGAUUCAAGGUGCUCAGCGUUUCAGAACGCACGAAUGCCACAUUUUCAAAAUGAUACCAAUCUCUCCAAUGCAGACAUUGAUAAUUCGGGACCAGGUCAUCAGAGCCCCAUUUGAACCGUGCGUCGGACUCUUCGCUCUAAAUGAUGAGCUACUGCUGUUAAUUACUGACAAGACACUUGGUUCUCGUCUUUACUUGAGGAAAUCUAGCAAAUUUACGUUCUGGACGAGAAUAGAGAAGAUAAAACAGUGCAAGACUACUUUUGUUGGAAUCAGCGCGCAGAAGCAAAUAUUAAUCAUCCAUAAUUCAAAGAUGCAACUUUUUAUCUUUGAGGUCUCGCCAGAGUUUACUCAAUCUCGAACACUUCUGUUUCUCCCAGGAAUUUCUAGCAUUAAUGAUGUUCAAGCUGAGGACUAUUACCUUAAAGUAGUUUUACUUGGCGAUGAUGGCAAACUUAAACGUCGGAUCAUCAACCUAUCUCGCAAGCGAUUGGUAUUGCGAAACGGUUUCAUCAAACACUUGCGUAUCGUAUAUCCCGAGCAAUCUGUUUCCCACAUGGGCCGGAUGAACACAACCCUCAUGAAAGCAUUGAAAUUGAUACGGUACCUGGACAAAGUUGAGUUGCCCCCAAUAACUCAGUUAAGGUUGUGGGGAAACUUGAAUGUUUUGUUCGGGGAAGUGAACUCAGUAGCUAUUCCUCAACUAAGUCCAGCCGUGUUGCUCACUUACAAAGACCGGCAGUUCAUCCAUGCCCCUCUCAACUUCACUACUGUUAUCGUCAACUGGCUUUUAGCAGACUCGGUCAAUAAUAUCUCGACGGAUGAUUUGGUUUUGAGGACGAACACUUUUUUCCCCACGCCAGCAGUAAUGAGUCAAGUUGAAUGCGGUAAACUAAAGUUCCGUUCCGCUCCUAUUGUCAACGAUAUCAACUUAAAUGAAGUGGUCACUCUCGGGUCCAAGCCACGAAUUAUUACCGGUUUGAAAACUUGCAAAAAUCUUGCCGCAGAGAAGUUGAAAGUUUUUUCUGUUGAAAAGCUGGAGCUCGAGAGAAAUUGUUGCGUUGAAGAAGAACACCCUGACUGAAUUUAGCACAGCGGCGAUUACCUAUAGCUGCUGGAUGCGAUCGCUUUGAGGAUUCAUCUUCAAACCCAUAACUCAUCUCAUGCUUUAUUAAAAUGUUUCAUUUAAAAAAAAAAAAAAAAAAAAAAAAGUUUAAUCAAGCAUUAUUUAAUAUCGUUUAAUUUUCAUAAACUUGAAUAAUACAUAUUUCUUUUCUGCAAGACGAAUUGUGAGCACCUGCGGUAUUUACCGUAGGUGCCGUUAAAGGUCCUAUGAACGGUCUAUGAUGUGAAGAGCAUGAACUUUGAUUGUACCUAGUCCUUCAAAUGAUCAAAUGAGGAAAUAAAUAUGGAGAUAAUAAAGAAAAUAAA
Molecule: messenger RNA, 2314 nt
Organism: Bemisia tabaci
Lineage: Eukaryota; Metazoa; Arthropoda; Insecta; Hemiptera; Aleyrodidae
Source: RefSeq, a predicted model, not a curated record